GAGAAACUGAUUGCAAGCUCUUCUCUGUGACCAAUCAAAUCGCCCUCUCCUUCCUGUACCGAAUCACCAGCUCUACACUGUACACUGUACACUCUACAGAGUACAGACCACAGCUUACUGGUUCGUACAACUGAUGGGUGAUAAGAUUAUGCUGGAACCCAGAUAGCCUUCUCCGUUCUUUUCUUCCCAUGCUCUGUUUUUACCACAACUACAAGUAAACCUCCAAAAGAAGAAGAAGAAGAAAACAAGCAACUAUGGCGAACCAGACCCCUUCCUUCAUCAAGGUUUUGGUUGGAUGUUUCUCCAAGAAGCUGAGGAUUCCAGAUUCAUUCGUCUACGAAUUCGGCGACGAUUUGUACGGGAAAUUAGUUCUCAAACCCAACAUUGGGAAUCCUGCCAUUGUUUCUGUGGAAUGGGGAAGCAGGGGAUGCUUCUUCGAAACCGGAUGGCCGUCGUUCGUCAAGGAUCAUCAACUACAAGAAGGCGACUAUCUGGUUUUCAACUUCAUUGGGAGCAAAAUCGUGGAUGUCGUCAUUUACAACCCAACUGGCUGCGUCAAGAGAUCAGCUGAAGUCCAAACCAGCGAGCAUCGUCCAAGCUCUGAAAGGAAUCAUGAAACAGAGCCAUCCCUUGAAAACGCUAGAAACGGAAAGAGAAACGAGGGGAGGAGAGAGGUUGAAACUAGGAGGUCUUGCCGAAGAAGCUCAGGAAGGAAUCUCGAAACAGAGCAACUCUCCAAAACCAGAGAAGGAAUGGGCAAAGGUGCAAAUUUGAAACCACGAGAAGCUCCAAUUAAAACAGAGUCGGAAGAAGGGUAUUCUUCUGGCAACGAUUCUCGAGGUUUAGCUGCUUGCUUCCAAGUGGGUUACAAGAAGUACAUGACAUAUUAUGUGUGCAUUCCAUGGACAUUUUCCGAAACCACGAGUCUGGCAAUGAAGAAAACCGCACAACUUCAAGACCCAAGUGGGAAAGUGUGGCCAGUUACUGUAAUUUCAGGAAGGCAGGGCCCUUAUCAACGGUUCACUGGUGGUUGGCCUGCCUUUGCUGGUGCUAAUGGCUUGGCUCUUGGGGACAGAAUCGAGUUCAAUUACAAGCCGGAAUUGGGUUUGAUCCAGGUGAAGAUUCACAAGCCAAAGAACAAUACUUGCAACGAUUCUGAAGGUGGGAAGCGGCCAUGGAAGAGAGCGGGUUCUGUAAUUCCUGAAAGGAGCAAGCUUUGCCCAAGUUAUGGAAGAAAUCGCCAAACAGAGAGAUCCCCCAGACCAAGAAAAUGUUUGAAGGGGAAACGAGGAGCUCCAAUGAAGGCAGAGUCCAGCAAACUGAGAAAAGGCCAUUCUUCUGUCAACAACGUUCCUCCAGGAUUGGCAGAUUCCUUCGAAAUGGUUUACAAGAAGCACAAUGAACGUUGUAAUUUUGUGUGCAUGCCGGUGAGAUUUUCUGAAACCACGAAGCUGUCACUGAAGGAAACUGCACAACUUCAGGACUCAAGUGGGAAAGUGUGGGCAGUUCGUGUAAUCUCAGGAGGGAAGGGCCUUCAGAAACGAUUCAGUGGUGGCUGGCAGGCCUUGGCGGCUGCUAAUGGCGUGGCCAUUGGAGACAGAAUCGAGUUCAGUUACAGGCCUAAAUCGGGUUUGGUCCAGGUGAAGAUUCAUAGACAGAUGAACAAUGCUUGCAAGGAUUCUGAAGUCGGAAAGCGGCCACGAAAAGAAACUUCUUGCUAUAUAUGACUGAUGUUUGGAACUUCUGGUAUAGCCACCGGAAUCGUGCAUAGUGCGUUUCCUCUGCUUAUGAUGAUAUCAAAAUUGGGGAUUCUCUGGGCUCCCAUUACGUUGUGUUGGGGGGUUCUUGAGCUCCUCUCUUUUGGGUUUUCUGAAUGUAAUGGGGAAAUGUUGGACUUUGCUACGAUUUCCUUAAUCUUGUGACUGUGCAGGAUGAACCAAUCCCAUCUUGGGCUAUGGUUCAAAGCCAGGAAGUGAAGUUCAAACCAACAUGCCUUACCAAAGCUCAGAAAGGAAAGCAGUUCUCCAAAACCAGAAAAAGGCGGUAGGCCUCUGUUUCCCAAAACAGAGCAAUCUUGCUCGACUCUUAUCAAUUUUUAUACUCUACUUGCUAAUCCUAAAUCUGCUCUGGCUAGCUUAGAGCAUCCA
Linum tenue is the source of this 2147-nucleotide messenger RNA. The record is from the annotation of a GenBank genome assembly. Lineage: Eukaryota; Viridiplantae; Streptophyta; Magnoliopsida; Malpighiales; Linaceae.